Molecule: messenger RNA, 6956 nt
Organism: Mauremys reevesii (Reeves's turtle)
Lineage: Eukaryota; Metazoa; Chordata; Testudines; Geoemydidae
Gene: UBAC1
Product: UBA domain containing 1
Exons: 10
Coding region: 183-1409 (408 amino acids)
Molecular function (GO): protein binding
Source: RefSeq, a predicted model, not a curated record
CGGCUUGGGGCGGCCUCGGCGGGGACAGGAGCUGCCGCUGGAGCCGAGGGCGUGUGUGAGGCGGGGGCCGCAGAGCGAGGAGCCGGGCCCGGGCCCUGCUCCCCUCCCCGCCCCGCCGGCCGGCCGCAGGGGCCGCGGGAGCAGCAGCCAUGGCCGCGGGCUGGUGAGGGCGGCCGGGCGCGAUGUUCGUGCAGGAGGAGAAGAUCUUCGCCGGGCGGGUGCUGAGGCUCCAUGUCUGCUCCAUGGAGGGCGCGGAGUGGCUGGAGGAGGUGCCCGAGGACACGACGGUGGAGAAGCUCAAGGAGCGGUGCUUGAAGCACUGUGUACCUGGGAGCUUAGAGGAUCCAAAAAGCAUAACACAUCAUAAAUUGAUCCAUGCUACUUCAGAGAAGGUGCUGACAGAUACAAAAACGGUCUUGGAGGAAAACAUUCAAGAUAAAGAUGUCUUGUUGUUGGUAAAGAAGCGAGCUCCCCCUCCGCCUCCCAAAAUGGCAGAAGUAUCAGCAGAGGAAAAAAGGAAGCAGGAACAGAAAGCUCCUGAUAAGGAUGCUAUUCUCAAAGCAACAGCAAAUAUGCCCUCUCGCAAUGUAGAUCGCACUGUGGCCCACCACAACAUGAGGGAUUUCCAGACAGAGCUUCGGAAGAUCUUAGUUUCACUUAUAGAAGUUGCACAGAAAUUGCUAGCACUGAACCCAGAUGCAGUUGAACUAUUUAAGAAGGCAAAUGCCAUGUUGGAUGAGGACGAGGAAGACAGAGUGGAUGAAAUAGCCCUGCGCCAGCUUACAGAAAUGGGGUUUCCAGAGAGCCGAGCUGUCAAAGCCCUUCGGUUAAACCAUAUGUCAGUGACGCAGGCCAUGGAGUGGUUGAUAGAACACGCGGAUGACCCCACGGUUGAUGCACCGCUUCCAGGUCAAACCUCAUUAGAAGCUGCCUCUGAAGUGGGUGCUUCCUCUGCUGGAGCAAUUGCUGGUCCCAGUUUGGAAGCUGGUGGGGAAGAGCCCAAGGAUGAGCUGACUGAAAUAUUCAAGAAGAUCCGCAGGAAAAGAGAAUUUCGUCCUGACCCACGAGCUGUCAUUGCCUUGAUGGAAAUGGGCUUUGAUGAAAAAGAAGUGAUAGAUGCACUCAGAGUAAACAACAACCAGCAAACCGCAGCUUGUGAAUGGCUGCUGGGAGACCGAAAGCCAUCUCCAGAGGAUUUAGAUAAGGGAAUUGACACCACUAGCCCUCUCUUUCAAGCCAUCCUAGAAAACCCAGUGGUACAGUUAGGGCUAACGAACCCUAAAACGCUGUUAGCCUUUGAAGAUAUGCUUGAAAACCCCUUAAACAGCACUCAGUGGAUGAACGAUCCAGAGACUGGACCUGUCAUGCUACAGAUCUCUCGAAUCUUCCAGACGCUGAACCGCACGUAGAGGGGAAUGCCGAUCCACUGUGCCACUUCUUGCUGUCUCUAGCUUCAUGUUUCCUGAACAAGAGGAAACAGAUUUUUGGUGGGGGUGGAAGGAAAAUGAAAGGAGGUCUGAGGGAAGAAGGUAGCGGAGGAAGCAAAAUAUCUUUUUGUUGUUUGGAUAGGCACCUCUCAAAUAAGAGUGUGUGUAGUUAUAGCCAUCCUGAAGUUAAUAGCCUUGUGAAUUUAAUGUUAGAGGUAGAGGUUUGAAGACUUGUUCUGGGGUUUGUUUGUUUUUUUUUGCUUUCAGGUGGUAGGUUGAAAAUGAAAUAUAUAUCCAAAUACAGGAACAAACUUUGUGAACACAACUGAGCAUCUGAUUGGCGAAGAAAGUAAUAUGAUGACAUUGCCUCAUGUUUCAAUCUUCUUGCUCAAAAGGCCUAGGACAGCAGUUUUACUAGCCGGUGGUUGUAGCAUCUGGCUAGUGUUUACAAAAGGUCACUGACCACUAUCAUAGGAUAGUAAUCAUACUGUUCAUCUCUCUGCAGUGUUAAUUUAUGUCUAUAUCAAAAUACAAAAUGCUUUUUAAAUUGACACUUAGGAAUUUGUUUUUUAAAAUAAGUCCAAAUGUUGAGAGAACAUGCUUUUAUCCAGACUUGUCUGUCUUGCAUUCUGAUUUAAACAGAAUAAUUCAUAGAUGGAAUUUCUUUAAUUAAUAAAUAGCGUUAUUCUUUCCUAUUUAUUUGCUGAGUUAGUGUUGUUCCAGUCCUGCAGGACUCAUACGUUUGCAGCUCUCACUCAGCGAGAUUAAAGAUGCAGUAUCUCCUUUCACAAAAACGUAACUUGCCAUUCCAGCACUUUGGUUCUCAAGUGCUACAGUUCAGAGGUUUGUCCUGUUUUAACAGAUCUUAGUUUGAAAGGUGACUUGUUUCCAUGCAGUUUUCCAUUUCUAAAUGUAUACUUUAGGAAAAGAGUUCUGUGUUGCAGGCAUCUUUCUUUUCAAACUCUGCUUGCAAUGCCAAAAGCCACGAACUUACUUGGGUUUUAAUUGAAAGAUCACCUGCAAAAUGAAACAAGAAAUCACACAAAAAUAUUUAGGUUUGUGUCCUGUUUUUGCUGGCUUGCUUAUCUAAAACACACUUGAAAUUAUUGCCCUCUUCCAAAUAAGGAAUUUUCCCCUACUUGUUCUGUACCUUAGAAAUAUCAGCAAUGUCAAGUCUUGUCUUCCUUUGUCUUUAUUGGAAGACUCGCUGGAGGUCUCAGAUGUGUAUUGUGAGUUUUGUCAUCCUGCCAACUAAAGUACAAAGGGCUGAAUCUCACACACAGAUCUCUUCUUCCAACUGUUUAUGCUGCAGUUGAGUUACACAGGUCUUAACAACAUUUUUAAAUAGUUGGACUAAAAAUCAUUUCCCUUUUCAAUCAAGUUUCACUUGCUUGGUAUCUGCAGUGUAAUAAACAAGUCCUCCACUAGUCUAUAUAGUCUGCCAGGAAAGACAGGGUAAACAAGACCUGGAUUUCUAAUGUAAAAAGUAUGCUGAGAAAAUAACCCGUUUAAGCUUUCAUUACACACCAUAAAGGUGUGUAUGUGUUUUGCGAGAGAAUAUUCUGCAUAUCUCUGCAGGUCACCUGUUAAAGUGAUCUUACUGCGGGCUUUUAGAUUCAGACCUAAACCACACAACAAGUUUUGGCCUGAUCUUGGCAUCUGAACUGUAAUAUUAUGCAGCUGAGACACAGAAGUUGCCAAUUUCACAUAAUUAAUGUGAUGGGUGGGGAAUUCAGUCACUCAGAUCUUAUCUUUACGUACUAUCCCAGUUUCAUUUUUGGCUUUUGUAAUAUCCCAUUAACAGCCUAUUGCACUUAAACAGAUUUCUGUAAGGCGCUUAGAUUUCCAAAUUCAAAAGUAACCAUUUCCAGCACCCCCAUUUUUCUUUCAACCCAUUCUUGGCAUCAUCUAAACUUAAUUGCAGUUUUGGUUUUAAAAACGGAGUCAGAUCCUUCAACUCAAUAAUUACUCAAAUUAGUCCUAUUUGAUUUCAGUGCAACUGCUUACGUGAGUAAGGGUUAUCGAUAUGAUAUUAAGAAUAAUAUUUAAACAAGUUUCCUGAUGCUAAAGAAUUUCAGUUGUUGGUUCGAUUAGUCUUUCUGUUUUGCAAUGGUUUCCUUGAAAUACUACCUGAGGAUGUUAUUACUUGAAGCUCUAAGCAUUUGAGGCACUGAAAUGUAUGGUAUUCCCUCUUCCAUCCAAGUUCUUGUAAAUAAUCAGUGCUUGUUUCUACAGGACAGUAUUAGGUAGAACCAUCAUGUGAUUAUGCUGAUUUCCUUACUAAACAAGAAUUGUUCCAGACUGUGGUUCUGAAUGUAUUGGACGCAAGUUGUGACAGCAGCAUGUCCUGUAAGAACUUAUGGUCUGAUCAUGUUCCCAUUAAGUCGUGUCCAAGCUCCCAUUAACUUCCCAUGCUGUAAGAUCAGACACUUUAAAGUAAUUUAUAAACAGAGAUUCCACAAAGAACUCGCAUACUGUUUUUAUCUACAUAUCCUUCAUACUUCAGCCUUCUCUUUCAAGGAGCAGAAUGGUUCACUUUUAAACUGUGUAAGUUCUGCUGCUUGUGCACCUCUGCAUAUCCCCAUGGCAAUGGACUUGAGGUAGAUUGCAUGGUUUCAUCACUGUCUGUUACUGAACAGGGUGUAUUUGUUUCUAUGUCAGGCUUAUCUAGGUGACACAAGUAAAUCAAAACUGCACCCCUUGGCAUGUCAGAACAGGUUCAACACAUCUUUUAAAAUAGUUUUCAGUAUAAUUGCAGUAGAGAAAGUGAAAUAAAUGCAGACAGGAAUGCCCUGUGUAUCUGCUUUCCUAAUAAAACUAAUAUGGCAACUAUAGUUUAAGAAACCUUGUGAUUAAAGGAAUACUGCAUCUUUAAAAAACCUAAAAAGUUUGAGGAUAUGCAGUUUUAGACCCUAUUAUUUUAGAGCUUUACACCUGUACUGUAUAAGUGUAAAAGGAGAGAGGCUGGUUAUCAUUAUAAAGUGUCCUCCAGCCUUGGUUUUUUCCUAUGGCUUUUUUAUUUUUAAACGCUGCUUGUCUUUUGAGAACACAAGUUUCCAGUGGCCAAUAUCUGGGAUUAGUGGAAGGUGAUAUGGAUUUAAUCUUUUUCAGCAAGAUUUAGGAGUGAAUAAAGAUGUACUUAACAAUGUCAAUUCAAAUGUAAUGUAGAAUGCCACUUAUUGAAUCAGUUGAUUCAGCUCAUUAAUAUGAAUGUCUGACACUAAUACAUGCUGUGUGCUGCCAGUGACUCUGGAGCUUAGAAGUCCAGUGGCACGUCCUGUGAGCUGGAUGGGUUGCUACUCCAACCAGGUUACUAUUGCUUUUUAAGUCUGUUGUGGUUGCAGUUGUGGCAAUUCUCCUGUGCUUUCUAGAAUUCUGAAAGCCUAAAGAUCCCUACAGUGACUAUUAGGCUGGGAUUCAUCAUUUGCAGGGGCUGGUCUCCAGGUAGUGUAAUGAUGAAAGGAUUGUGGGUUCAAACCUGAAAAACCACCAGAGUCAUGGGAGUAGACACUUUUUAAAAAUCAAUGGGAUUACUUGUGUGAGUAAGGAUUUGCAGGUUUGAGCCGUGUGCUUGCAUGCCUAAAGUCCCGAUUAAAGCUAGCAAAGAGAUUAGCAGUGGUGCUGGCUUCAUUGCAAAGUGUCUCAUUGCAUCAUCAGAACUAGGUCAAGGGAAAAAGUGGAAGAUAGAUAAAACCAAGGAAAAAUGAGGAAAUGGGCCAGGUAGGUGGAUUACCUGCUGCAAUAUUGACUGCUUAUAAUUGUUCUUCUGCUAGGUCUAUACUUGCCCCAUCAGUUGACAGAGACAAUCUCUUACCUUUUGAUAUGUGUGACUCUUGAAAGCUAGCUAGCUAUUUAUUUAAAUAGAUAUAUAUGUAACUUAUAAUUUUGUCAUCACAAAGCUUUGAUAUUUUUAAUAGAAAUGUUCUAUAUAGAAGUUUGUUCUCAGGGCUUCAUAUUUAUACUAUCUUUACAGGGCGAUGCAUUAAAGUGAUGUAUUGGGGUGGAGGGGGGAGCCAGUUGCCACUUUGCAACUUAAACGUUGGUUAUUCUUGACCUGUGAGACCGAGCUAGCAUGAGACUCCUCUGAGCCACCGUAAUAGGCAAGUCCAAAGAAUCCACCACUGUUUCUUCUUCAGUCUCUUGAGGGUGGUGGAAAUGGUCACACAAGAAUACACAGCUGCUUUGCACAUCGUUGCCCUUUACACAGUUCCAAGGACACUUCUGCUUUGUGUGUAUCGAUGGAAGUGGAAAGCUGAUUCACGCAGAUUCUAGUACAGUAGUCACUACUCCUGCACUCUGCUAGGAAUGCAAGAACACAUGGCUGCAAGAGUUCUUCAGUUUCCAGACAUUUGGCCACUUGCAGCCUGUCACAAUUGUUCCCCAGAACCUUUGACCCCAUUUUGCCUGGAGCCAAACUUGACUACUUGGGGUGGUUCUUGGUAUCUGAGAAAUGGUUGUGUUUAUUCAAAUGCUUUUUAGUUGGAGCAAGUUGCAGUCUUCUGGCAUCAUGAUCCAUGGGCUGAGAAUGAUGAUCGUAUUCUAUCACUGUCAGCAUAUCUUGCCUAUUGAGCAGGCACAUAAAUUGUUCCCAGUAGUCUGAGGUUCAAAAGUAGUAUGUACAGGAUAGUAAGAGUGUUCUCCAAAGGAAAUACCUCAUUUUUCUGCUAAUUAGAGUGGCAUUUUUUAUCAGUUGUUAAUAUUUACUCUUAGGACUUUAUAAAGAGCUGAUGGAAUAACUGCAUCCACAGCUGGACAUUUACAUCCACAGGUAUAUUGGAUAAGAUCAUUUAAAAGGGAUAUAAAUCCUCAUGUUUCGGGGCAUAACCCAGCCACUAACUGCAUCUUCAUUGAUGGGCAGAUUAUUCCUCUGAAGCAUUUGGUGCUGGCCAUUGUUAGACUCGCUAGCAGACUAGCUCAACCACUAGUCUGAGCCAGGAUGGCAGAUCCUAUGGGGAAAAAAACAAGCAGUGCAUAAGUUUACAUGUACAUGGUUUAAAAAGUCAUGUUCACUUGCAGCCCAACCUUUUGUCAUAACAGAAGGCAUGUGUUGAACAUGUGGCGUACCUUUUGCUCUAGGCUUAAAGAACUUACAUGCAGAUCCCUGUUUGAAGCUUACAAACUUUAAUAAAUGUAAAAGCAUUAAAUUCUUAUUGAAUUUGGUUAUAGUUUUUUAUAUAUAUAAUCAUGUUCUGGACAGGGGAAAAAUUGUGCUAACAUUUUAAACUAAAAACCUACCAAAUGUGUGUUGUCUUGUUGCAGCAGGUAAGAAAGGCGUGUAGACCUUUAUUAAUUUGCAAGUUUAUUUUUAUUAUAGUUUAAUGAACUAUAGAAUGUGAUUUGCCAUACAGCACUGACCACAAAGUAGCACUAGUGAAGUUAUACUGUAAGGUACUAUGACUUAACACUUUUCAUUUCAUCUGUGUAUAGAAUGGGUACAGUACAUAGUUUUUAUAUGGAAUUGACACUGAUGUGUGGCAUGCACAGUUGUUUUUAAGAUGUAAUGUUACUUUUAUGAAGUUUAACUUGGGU